UCCUCGGCGAUGAAUCCGUGCCCGAAGUGUCCAGAGACGUACGUGCUGCCUUCCGGCCGAACCUCGCCCGUUUCCCGAAAACGACGAGAGGGAUCCCGAUGGUCGCCCAAUGUCCGAUUCCGCGCUUAAAUGGGGCGGACUAGCGCUGUAGUCCAGCGAGCCAGAUACCUAGGUACUGUGGUGUUCUAUUUGGUACAAUCCAUUUAUCAUACUCUUGAUGAAUGUAUCCUAGUCAUGAUGAGUCAGCAACCACCCACCGUAAGCUUGGCUUCAGGUUUUUUGAUGAAUCUCUCAUGAUGGGGGGGAAAAAGCCCGCCGCACCGCCCAUUUCCCAGCGCGGGGAAAGGGAGGUUGGGUCAAUGAGCACAAAAGGGAACUAGAUCCCAAAAAGGGAAUUCUCUCAAAAGAAGAGCCUGCAGAUGGACAGACGGGCCCGGGAAUGAACCGCGGGAAUGAACGUUUCAAGGGUCUUUCUCUUCUCCUCGCCUCCUCUUUUCGCGUCCCUGGCCUCUUCUUCGGCCGCCUGGGCCAGGGAAAAAAGGGCAACGAAAACGAGAACGACAAGGUUUUGCGGGACUUUGGAGCUACCCCGAAGCUACUUUUGCUACUUUCUGCGGGACCCGACUCGACUCUUUUGGCGCGGGGGUGCCUUUUGCUUAUUUUGCCCCCAACGAAUUAAUUUCUGCCCGUACGGCUAUGUACCUUGGUAUUUGUUGUCGAUACUGUGUUGUGUGUAUACAAGGACUAGGGAAUCCUGGGGCUGUGUCUUCUCAACGUUGGGAAGCGGCUCGGGAUUUUUGUCAUUGCGGUGUGCUCUGUGCUGUGUUCUCGUCCCGGUCGUUUUCGGUUUCGAUUCCGAUGAGGCAGAAUCGAGUGUUCACCAUUCACGCCGAAAGAAUUGCUUUGCUGUGUCAAGGAUACUUUUGUUUCAGAUUAGAGGGGGAGGAGGUGAUUGAGAUUUGUGUGGCUUGAUUUUUUCUAAUGAGUUUGGCUUGGCUGGGU
This is a messenger RNA of Dissoconium aciculare CBS 342.82, 1002 nucleotides long. RefSeq lists its product as uncharacterized. The transcript has a single exon. The coding region runs from base 453 to 956 and encodes 167 amino acids. The record is from RefSeq and is a predicted model, not a curated record. Lineage: Eukaryota; Fungi; Ascomycota; Dothideomycetes; Mycosphaerellales; Dissoconiaceae.